Messenger RNA from Frankliniella occidentalis (western flower thrips), 3523 nucleotides. RefSeq lists its product as uncharacterized. The record is from RefSeq and is a predicted model, not a curated record. Gene Ontology annotation, molecular function: zinc ion binding; nucleic acid binding. The transcript has 2 exons. Bases 316 to 3306 code for a protein of 996 amino acids. Lineage: Eukaryota; Metazoa; Arthropoda; Insecta; Thysanoptera; Thripidae.
AUCCAACCGCAGGAAAUUAAGACGUUGGCGCAACUGCUCAACUGCGACGUCAACAGAUAGACAGACCUCUUGGACAGACCAGGACAGACAGACAAAACAGUCUCCUGGAACAGACAACAAAACGAGAAGACAAUCAUGUUCAGGACCUAACCUAAUCUAACUAUCCAGGCAAGGAUAUUCUAGAGCACCAUUAUCAUUGUCCAAGUCUUAUUUUAUUUUGAUGUUAGUCAAUGUGCUUGCUUCAGCUCAAAUUUUAAUGCUACUAAUAAAAUGGGUUUAACCCCUCAGUAAUUUGAGGAAUUCAAACAGCUGACUAUGGGCAAUUCUCAUGUUAAAAAAUCCCAGAAAGGGGAGUCACAGGUUACUGCAACCAGACAACAGAAACGCUGUACUGAUAAAACAACAACAAUGGCUACAAAUGCAAGUGGCGAUUUAUCUGAUUCCUCCAAUUUUGAUCUCGAUUUAUCUGAUUAUCUUGAUAUACGUACAUGUAGUGUUCUACAACCUGUUGCUCCAAGAAGGAAGAGAAAGUCCUUGGCCAUGGCUGUUAACCACCCGGAGACAAAUUCAUGUUUAGAGUGUUCACUAGAAUCUACGACAAAUAGCAGAACUUUUCCCCAACUUUUUGAAGAAACAGAUUUCUGCCUUGUUUGUGGAAAGUUUGGCCUGAAAAGUGAACGUUCUCAUCAGUCGACCAAGAAUCAUAUCGAAAUAAGAGAGUUCCUUCUGAAGAGGAUUUACCCGUAUGGCUGCCGUGAAUGCCCUUUAAGAUUUUUGUGCAAGCAUGACUUACAAAACCAUGGUGUUUUCCACAAACAUUCAGCUUUUUCAAGACCAGUAGAGUUUGAUCCUAUUUGUUGUUACUUGUGCCUUUUGCCUUUCCAAAACAGCAGAUAUUUGCAGGAGCAUGAGCAAUUGGAAGAACAUCAACAGAGGAAAAGAAUGGCCAUGGAAAUGGGUCAAAGAGAGGCAAUUGGUGCAAAGGUUGUAAAUUUUAGUGUUGCAUCCACUCAAACCGAACUUCAAGACUCAUUAAAGAAUAUUGAUAAGAGUACUGCAAGUCUGAAAGAGAAGUCAAAUGAUGGAUCUUACUUUUGUUUUCCCUGUUCAGUUACUGUCCCUAAAGCAAAUGUGAUUACACAUGAAACAGGUAAAAACCAUAAAAAAUCCUGUGAAACUUGGGUCGCUAACUCUUCUCAAGUAGCAAAUAGUGUUGCAUCCACUCAAACUGAACAACAAGAAUCAUUAAAGAAUAUUGAUAAAAGUACUGCAAGUCUUAAAGCGAGUUCAAAUGAUGGAUCUUACUUUUGUUUUCCCUGUUCAGUCAAUGUCCCUAAAGCAAACGUGAUUACACAUCAAACAGGUAAAAACCAUAAAAAAUGCUGUGAAACUUGGGUUGCUAACUCUUCUCAAAAGUCCAUUCAGUACCAUAAAUCAACAGAAUUGGAGAAUUCUACUAAAAUGACUGCGUCAGAGUUCUCAAAAAUGAUUGGUAGUUUUCAUGAAGCCACUAUUUUGUCUUCGGACAAGACCAACAAUCUGAUCAAAGCCCAAAGUGAAAAAUCAGAUUUUGAGCAUCCCAUGAGUGACCUGGAAAUGGUGGAACCUCAUAAAUUGGAAUUAACUCCUCUGAACUUAGCUAGUUCUCCUUUGAAUGGGGAACAGACUAGUUCUACUGCUGAAGUUAAAAACAAUGAUGUUUCUAGCAUUCCAAAUGACCCAAAUGAAUCAAAAUGUGUUCCUGGUGUAAAUGGUGUGAAGAUCUUCAUCAAAGGAAAAUGUAUUACUCUGGAAGAUAUUAUUGAAGCUGUUACAGAAUAUUUUGUUAUUGAUGGAAUUGUGGAAACAAGGAAAAAGGUGCCAGUUAGUAACUUUGUGUGUACUAAGUGUAAUGUAGCUUGCAUUAUGUCCAAUAUGAUCUCUCAUAUGAUAUCUAAGGGACAUAGAGGUAUUGCACAAAAUCAAACCUUAAAUGAACUAGAGAAAAAACAUGAGAUUUUAGCAUUUCUUCAACUUGCAAGAGAUAGCCAUAAACUAUUGAAAAGUAUGGAUUUUGUCACUGUUGAGAAAACAUUGCAAGAGAUACAAAAUUUAAUUGAAGCUGGAAAUUUGGCUAAAGCUAAAAUGAUGGGUGCCAAGUUUGAUUCUGCUUCGCUUCCAGCUAUUUCCCAGCCAUCAUACAGCUCUACUGUUAGCGAAAGUUCACAAGAGUUGGAGGAAGUGGAUGUUGAAGGGAGAGUUAAUUUGACCGAUAACAUUGUGAUUGGAAAUUCAAAUUUGGGAAGUCUGCAAGAGGAAGUAGAACAAGCUCGUCAAGAAAAUGAUAUUGAUGAUUUUGAAAUGGAAUGUGGAAUUUGUGGUGUUGUGUUCCUCAUUUUUAAUGAUGAUGUGGAUUUUUCAUUUGAUAAGCAUAUUCAAGAUGAUCCACAACAUCAACUUGCCAUCGCUGUUCCUGUUGAAAGAGAUGCCAAAAGUAUGGCUGAAAUGUCCAAAACUAUACUUACACCUGUGGUGAAUAAAGCUCCUAUUAAUAAGCUUCCAAAUAUGAGGGCUGUUGUGACACAAGGAAGAUCCAAAGUUUGUGAGGAACUUUUAAAAGUAGAGCAAAAGUUUGUUUCAUUAGGCCAAGAUAGUUAUUUUACUUGUAAGCUUUGCUCUGUAACUAAAAAGAAAACUCUUGCUCUACAUCAUCUGAUAAGUAGAGAGCACUUGUCUGAUAAUUGGGCUGGUCACUUUACUGAUGUUGAAUUAGUGCAGAGGAGCAAAUUUCUUUAUUCUCUGUUAAAAUACAAGUAUGCUGUCACAAUGUUGACAAGUGCUAUUGAAAGAAUUAAAAAAAUCGUAGAAGACAGGUCUUUAAGUGAAUUUGAACAAUACCGUCUAAAUAAUGCUGUUGGGGAGCAGAAAGUCCCUGUCAACACUUCAAAAUGCAAUGGAUCAAAUGUGAUCAAUGUGAUCAAAACUGCUCAAGUUCAGCAGAGUCUCUCAUUCAUUAAUUCAAAUCAUAUUUAUUGUGAAAUGUGCUCUUUGAACAUAAGUGACUUAACCAGUGCAUCCAGAAGAAAACAUAGAGCUCAGUGCCGGAAAAUUCCAAUGGAAAAACUGACCCCGGUAAAGUCUUUGUCUCAAGCAUCUAAUUCAAACAAAGUUAAUCCUGUUAAACCUCCAAAAAAUAUCUAUUUUUGUGACAUUUGUCAAAAGAGUAUGUCCCACAAUAACAAGAAGAGUCACAUAUCUGGAAAGCUUCACAAAUCAAAAAUUGUAGUACAGCCUGAUUCAGGACAGGGUAAACCAGUCAUGCCUUGAGAAAAGAUGAUACCACUAUGGUAGUGGUAUGUAAUGAUGUGUUUUAUAACUAGCUUAAUUUCUGAGUGCUGUGAAAAUAUUAGUAUUUUUUAAAAUAAAAUUAGUUCUGUGACAAACCGUCCUUACUGUUACAUGCCACCUUUAAAGUAGGCCUCACAACAAAACUUUAUAUUAUUUGGAAUAUUUUGAUAAUUAAAGUAUUUUCAAAUCAAUGUUA